Ostertagia ostertagi is the source of this 210-nucleotide messenger RNA. NCBI's taxonomy places the organism in Eukaryota, Metazoa, Nematoda, Chromadorea, Rhabditida, Trichostrongylidae. The record is from the annotation of a GenBank genome assembly.
AUGAUGACUUAUGGCCUCCACGCAUCUGGGAGACAGAGGAUGUUUCUUGCAUUGAUCCAAGGAUGGGAAAGCGAAGAAUCAGAGGACGUUUUAUGGGAAGCUGACAGAUUACUGGACGCCUAUCUCUACGUGUCGAGCAUUCUGCAGCAGCGAUUCCGCCAGGAUAUCGAUGGCAAUGAUCCGCUCGUUCACGCUGGACUUAAAUGGCAC